AUUUGAGACCUUUCGUCAUGACUGGUCGUCUCCUCCCUCUCUCCUUUCUCUUUCUCCAUAUCUUUUCUUCACUAUAAAUUUGGUUCAUUCUAAGUCUUUUCAAGUCCAAACAUUUCAUCACUUUUUUUCCAAUCUCUAAAUUCUCUGAAACUCUCUUUGAUUCUGUGUUUAAAUCUUUCCAGCAAUGAGGAAAGUGGUUAUGAAAUUGGAUGUUUCUGAAGAGAAAACUAAGCAAAAAGCUAUGAGUGUUGUGUCUAGCCUAUCAGGAGUGAACUCAAUCUCAAUGGACAUGAAAGAGAAGAAGCUGACAGUAACAGGGGAUGUAGAUCCAGUGGUGAUUGUGAGCAAACUAAGGAAAAUUUGUCAUACAGUGAUAGUUUCAGUUGGGCCAGAGAAAGAAGAGAAGAAACCAGAGCCAGCAAAGAAAGAACCACCAAAGAAGGACGAUCCAAAAAAGGCAGCUGAGGAAAAGAAGAAAGAAGAACAAAAACUUGCUGAGUUCAUCAAAGCUUGCGAAGCAUAUAAUAAUCUCCACUAUAAUCCAUCAAUUUUCUACCCUCCUAGAUGCAUUAGCAUUGAAGAAGAUCCAAAUGGUUGUGUUAUUUGUUAAAUCUCUCUCUCUUUCUCUCUCUAUAUAUAGGUCAUUUCGAAAGGGUAAUGAUGAGUUUGGAGGAAUUUUAUUCCUUUGCAAAGUUCUAAACCUAAGUUGAGAUUUCUCUUUCUUAAGUUCUUUUUCCUUUCCAUAUUGUGUGAUUUCAUGUACCUUUUUUUUUGUAUGGAAGAUUGCAAUUUGCUUCCUUCCAAACAUGUAGUGAAUAAUACACAUCCUACUCGAGUUUUUAAAUCUU
This is a messenger RNA of Benincasa hispida (wax gourd), 848 nucleotides long. Its product is annotated as heavy metal-associated isoprenylated plant protein 12-like. NCBI's taxonomy places the organism in Eukaryota, Viridiplantae, Streptophyta, Magnoliopsida, Cucurbitales, Cucurbitaceae. The record is from RefSeq and is a predicted model, not a curated record. Gene Ontology annotation, molecular function: metal ion binding.